AUGUUGGGCCAUUUGAACAUGAAGUCAUCUAAUGAGACCACCACCACCACCAACAACAACAACCCCACCCCACAACCCACAUCAUCAUCAAUUGAUGCAACCUCAAACAACUUCCCUGACCUAUCGACCCUCCCCCUAAUCGGCCGCGACUAUUUUAAAGCCUCAUCCAAACCAAUCUACGAAGGAGCCAAUGGGAUAAUUUUCAAGGGCACCGACUCGCACCAUGCAAAACUAGUGGUACUCAAACGAAUAAAACAGAAAUCCGACGAAGAGCAUGCCAACUAUCUUAAUACCGUGUGGCGAGAAUAUCGCAAUGUCAAAUCAUCAGCAGCUUGCAAGAAUAUCAUUCCUAUUUUGGAUGUUGCUGCUAUAUUGAAGAAUGCCAGUAGGAGCAGAAGCAGUAGUCAGCAACUGGAUGAGCCAGGGGAAGAUGAAAGGCGGAAGCAGCAUGAACAACAAGAAGAGGAACAACAAGAAGAUCCUAAUCUACUUUUGGAAAAUGAAGUUUCACUAAUACUACCAUUCUACCCACGGGGCGACUUGCUCGAUUUUCUAUCCAAAUCAAGACGGUUCCAAAUCGAAAUCUCACCCAAUUUGCGUGAUACCUUAUUCAAACAAAUUGUCCGCGGUGUAAAUUUCCUUCAUAAACACAACAUCGUGCAUCGUGAUUUAAAACCGGAAAAUAUUCUUAUCGAUGAUGACGGUGUGUUGAAGAUUAGUGAUUUCGGAUACAGUUUCAACCUCAAUGAUACCGAUGCCAUUACUGCCAGUUUUAAAACUAAUCCGCAUUUUCUCAUUUCCGGUACCCCCAGUUUCAAAGCGCCCGAGUUGUUUGAUAUUGAAGUACAAUUACAACUGGAUGAAUUUAGCAUUAAUCAAUAUAGUGUGUCUUCCCAUAGUUAUCAGAGUUUAAAGUACCUUGAUUUGUGGAGUUUGGGCAUAUGUUAUUUUGUCAUUUAUUUGAUGAAGUCGCCGUGGUCGUCGGCCAAUUCACAAGACCCAAAAAAUGUCGUAUUUCUCAAAUACAUUCAAAAUUAUCCUCAUAAGCAGGAGCAAAUCAAGUCAUUGUUGGCAGAGUUGAAUCGAUGUGGUGGUGGUAAUGGUGGUGGUAAUGGUGGAGUUAGUGGUGGGACUAGUCCAGGUGCAUCAGGCGGCGGUGGUGGCAUCAAUACAUCACCAAAUCAACGACCUCAACUUUCAACCCUCACUGGCUCGCUGUACAAUCAUCGCCACACGCCAAGCUACAACUAUAACAAUAAUAAUAAUAACAACAACAACAACAACAAUCGAAUUAGAAGUUCAAGUCAUUCUCAAAUAAACCCAUCAGGACUCAGCCUACACCAUCAUCACGCAAACGAAUCAAACUCAAACAACAAUAACAACACCACAAGCUCAUCGCAAUCUUCAUCUUCAUCAGCCAUUCCCUCACAUUCAAUCACUGGAUCCAACUCAGCACUCAAUUUAUUCAAGAGCUUGCACUACGACUCGCGUGAAUAUAUUUUGAAACUCCUUAAUCCUCAACCUAAUGCCAGAAUCAAUACCGCUGAUUUAUUAGACAGCAAAUGGUUGAGUCAAGCUUAUGCUAAUCCCAAAGAUUUAAUUAAAUUAAUGAAGUAA
This is a messenger RNA of Lodderomyces margitis, 1617 nucleotides long. RefSeq lists its product as uncharacterized. The record is from RefSeq and is a predicted model, not a curated record. NCBI's taxonomy places the organism in Eukaryota, Fungi, Ascomycota, Pichiomycetes, Serinales, Debaryomycetaceae. Bases 1 to 1617 code for a protein of 538 amino acids. Gene Ontology annotation, molecular function: ATP binding; protein serine/threonine kinase activity. Gene Ontology annotation, cellular component: nucleus; cytoplasm. The transcript has a single exon. Gene Ontology annotation, biological process: mitotic DNA damage checkpoint signaling; protein phosphorylation.